Messenger RNA from Bombus huntii, 1603 nucleotides. It is a transcript of the gene Mpcp1, whose product is annotated as phosphate carrier protein, mitochondrial. The transcript is spliced from 6 exons. Lineage: Eukaryota; Metazoa; Arthropoda; Insecta; Hymenoptera; Apidae. The coding region runs from base 184 to 1248 and encodes 354 amino acids. The record is from RefSeq and is a predicted model, not a curated record. Gene Ontology annotation, molecular function: phosphate transmembrane transporter activity. Gene Ontology annotation, biological process: mitochondrial phosphate ion transmembrane transport. Gene Ontology annotation, cellular component: mitochondrial inner membrane.
AUUUAUAGAGCUCGCCAGAUGGCGUUGUCAUGCACAGAGAUUUAAUUUCCUAUCUGUAGAAUGAUAGUUAGUGGACUAUGUUACUAAACGGAUUCCGUUAGCCAAGUCUGCCACUCUUUUCCUAUCGGGCGAAGCCGGUGGAGUCAAGAGUCUUACUUGUCAAGGUGAAGUAAAAUAGGCAAGAUGUGGCCUUCAAUAUUGGACAUAGCCAAAACGAAUCCAUUCGGAACUCCUUUCGUGACAGCUAAAUGUCAGGGCCAGAAAGAACUUACACAAGCGCUCGUUAGAAAUCGUCAUAUUGCAGCUGCCUCUGUAUCAUCAGGCGAUAGCUGUGAAUUUGGAUCAAAUAAAUACUUUAUGCUAUGUGGCUUGGGUGGUAUUUUGUCAUGUGGUAUCACUCAUACUAUGGUUACUCCCUUGGAUUUGGUAAAAUGCCGUAUUCAAGUAGACCCUGCAAAGUACAAAUCAGUUUUCAAUGGAUUCAGAGUAACUAUGGCUGAAGAUGGAACUCGAGGUCUGGCUAAAGGAUGGGCUCCAACAUUCUUUGGUUACUCCAUCCAAGGAAUGUUCAAAUUUGGACUUUAUGAAGUGUUUAAAGUAUAUUAUUCAGCUCUUGCUGGAGAGGAAAAGGCAUAUGAGUAUAGAACAACUUUGUAUCUAAUUUCAUCAGCAUCUGCAGAAUUUUUUGCUGAUAUUGGUCUAGCUCCUUUUGAAGCUUCUAAAGUGAAGAUUCAAACUACACCAGGAUUUGCAAAUACUUUAAGGGAAGCUAUGCCAAAGAUAUAUCGUGAAGAAGGUAUUAGUGGUUUCUAUAAAGGGUUGGUACCUUUGUGGCUUCGUCAGAUUCCAUACACGAUGAUGAAGUUUGCUUGCUUUGAACGUACUCUUGAGCUCCUGUACAAGUAUGUAGUUCCCAAACCAAGGCAAGAAUGUACAAAAAAUGAACAGUUGGUUGUUACUUUUGCUGCGGGAUAUAUUGCUGGUGUAUUUUGUGCAAUUGUAUCUCAUCCUGCUGAUUCUGUUGUAUCAAAAUUGAAUCAAGAAAAAGGAGCAUCAGCUGUCGAUGUUCUGAAAAAGAUGGGCUUGACUGGAGUAUGGAAAGGUCUUGGUCCACGUAUUGUUAUGAUUGGUACUUUAACAGGAGCACAAUGGUUCAUUUAUGAUGCAGUUAAAGUAUGGCUCCGAAUGCCCCGCCCACCACCACCAGAAAUGCCAGAAUCCCUCAAGAAGAAGUAUGGAUUAGCUUAAUUAUCAGAUGUCAACAAUAUUUUUAAUUGAAUCAAUUAUAGUUAAAGAAAAAGAGCAUAGAUAAAUUACCUUAUUCCUUCACAGUACACAUUGUCGAACAAUGUUUUGCCAUACAUUUCAAGUAUUUAUUCUGUAAUACAGAUAUCAGUGCAGGUCAUCACUGCCCCCAAAUUAGAUAUAACAAUGUGCUACAAAUUAUAGUAACUUGCUACCAGUUUUGUGAUUACAAAAAGGGUAGCACAUUUAUAAAACUCUGACAGUGACAGUGAGUUACCUGUUGUAACUAGAAACUGUUACUUUGUAUAUAGAAUGAUCACCGUAAAUAAAUAAUCUGUGAUCUGAUAAAUAAUAAUAA